Sporisorium graminicola is the source of this 1242-nucleotide messenger RNA. RefSeq lists its product as uncharacterized. The transcript has a single exon. NCBI's taxonomy places the organism in Eukaryota, Fungi, Basidiomycota, Ustilaginomycetes, Ustilaginales, Ustilaginaceae. The record is from RefSeq and is a predicted model, not a curated record. The coding region runs from base 1 to 1242 and encodes 413 amino acids.
AUGGUCAAGGCCAAGACGAGCUCCAAUGAUGCUUGGAAGCAUCUCUAUCGAGCACUCCUUCGAUCUUCUGCUGCCUCCGUACGAUUCAGCCGCCCGGCUGCACGCAAUACUCGGCGAUACUUGCGGGACGAGUUUGUCGGUGCUCUCGUUGCCGAUCAACAAGUUGCGGCGACAAGACCGAGCAACAAUCUAUCCAGUAUCGCCGGAGUAGGCAAGUCGAACGCCCCAGUAUCGCCGGAACUGCUACGUCGACAGACGCACAACACGCUCGCCUUUCAUCUCUCCGCAUCCUUGCUUCGAAGCAGCACCGUCGAACGUCGUGAAUCAUCAGCUGUGACCGCCUCGGCACCCGAUGAUCUCGAUAGGAACAACACUUCGAGCAGCUCGCGUGGCAUGCAGCAUACCGAGUCGCUUUCACCACCUGAACACCCAACAUCGACCAACACAAUGACCACGCCAAGCACCGAGGCAGUCCCACGAUACACGCAACCCACCACGAAGACCACGCGGCUGCCGCAACGUGUUGUUUCAAAUCUCUCGUCGUUGACCUACCACCACCUGUCGCCACAUACCCAGAUGCAGUCGCACGCCCACCUCAAGCAGAACCGUACCCGAAAGCCGCAAAAGCUCUCGUCGCUUGCACGCGUGCUUGGCAAGAUCGAGGCAGACGUGUCAAUCGAGCCGAUGCAAGGUGCCAGCACCGAUGUCGGACUGGAGGGCGUGCUCAGCGGCGGAUCAGGCCAAUACGGCGGUCCCGGAAGAGGAGCUGGGGGCGCAGGCGAGACAGUACUCAACGCACUGCAUAUGAAGCUGGGCUUUCUAAUGCCGAGCGCCAAACCCGCACGUGGGCCUGUCUCUGCGCGCCUUAAGGAGUGGGAUGGGCAGGAUGCGGAUAAAAUCGCGUCCGAGGGCAGCCUGCGUCAGAUGCAGUCGGAUUUGGCCACGGUCGAGCGGCUGUUGCAGCAACACGAUGCAGAUGCAGAUGCCAAGCGAGGAGGCGCCACCAAGCAGCCGUCGUUGGCAAAACAGGUGCAACAGCUCAAAGCCGAAGCGGAACAGUUGAGGCGCAAGAUCAAGUCGGCGAGCAAGGCGUUGGCACAGGUGCAAGCACGAGAGCAGCUGGAGAAUAUCGCUGUGGACCAUCUGGCAGACCUUGUUGCUGCUGCGCAGGACAGCGAACAGGUAAUGUUGGGAAAGAGGCGGUGGAUGAUGAGGAAAAGGGGCGAGUUUUUGCCUCCGUGA